GCAGCAGACAGCUUAGACAUGAACACAUUAACAACUUUCUCAGCAACUUUUCAGGUGUUUGUUUGAGAGAUACGAUCAGUGAAACGUACUGUCAAGUAAGUUAUUGUCAUUAGCUGUGGCAGAUGUUCGACAGGUAACGUUGUCAUAGUUUAAAAAACUAAAAUAACGAGCGUUAAUGAAGGUUAAGUUGAUCAUUUAGCUAGCAGGCUAACUAAGCUGCUACUUAGUUCACUUCGCGUGGACAGGCUAAAGAAGCUGUGCUAUCAUGACGGGAACAACAUGAACGUUUGCUGCUAACCGACAUUUACAACCGUUUGCCAACUUAACGCUCGUCAAGUUGUUCACGACCAUGUCCGGGGAGCGAGCGCCUUUGCCAGCCGGGGGGAACGGCCUACUCCGCGGGAGUCGCACGAGAUCUUACGGUAGUUUGGUCCGGUCUCCGGUUCUCCAGAGACGCAUUGAACACAACAUUCAGCCUGGAGAAACACUUCAAGGCCUGGCCCUCAAAUAUGGAGUGUCUAUGGAGCAAAUCAAAAGAGCAAACAGGCUGUACACGAAUGACUCUAUAUUCCUGAAGAGGUCAUUGUCCAUCCCCGUGGUGUCGGACUUCUGCAGUAACGGGGUGGAUUCGGUUGAAGAUGACAAUACUGGCUGUGCCUCUGCUCAACAUGAGCCCACGGGGAGCUCCUCUGAGAGGAAGCAAAAUGAUAGCAAAGAAAGUGCUUCAGACCUUACUCCCGUGGAUUUUUUGAAAAGGUUGGAUGACCUGAUUAGUCAGUCAAAGCAGGCUGCUGUCAAAGGAUGCCAGGAAGCAGAGAAAAGGGUUGCCUCCCUAGAAGCAGCGUGCACCAGCGGGACAUCAGACUGGCGGCCGCUUACAAGGUCGCAGAGUGUCUGUUUAUCCUCCAGAAUGCAGCAGGCUUCACAUGUGGCAGUACCCCUAACUAUCACAAAACUCACCAAGAAGCUGAGAGACAGGGAAGAUGAAAUCUUCCAGCUGUGACAUGUUAUUCCUGCUGUCUCACUCUGAUCAUUAAAGAAGGAACUUCCCCAGAGAGCCACGUUGCAGGAUGAUUACAGAUAAAGGAAUAUAUCUCCAGCGAUCCUGCUGCUGUAUGGACUUAAAGUCUUUUCAUAUCGCCAAUUAAUACAGCGCUUAUAAUGAGAAGUAACUCUGUAUUUUAACAGUUGUUUGUGUAGCCUUCUUAUUUAUUUGUUGAGACAUACUGUAGAUUAUGAAAAGCCUUUUAUGGCCCAAAACUGUGUUUGGCCUGUUUUCAAAGGCUGGAAACAAGCGUGAAAUUAAAAAAAUGAGAAUCUGCAGUCACGAGUUGGUGUAGUCACAAGACUCAUGAACUGUGUGUUAUGCUACCUCACAAGCCUUUAGCCAUAUGUAUCACGUUCCCUGUAAUACUGAGAGCCACAGUCUGUUACUGCUGUUCCUGUUUAACUAGUCUCAUGUAGCAGAGACUUACCUUUUAGACUAUAUUAACGGCAAUCUUUUAUUUUAUUUUUUUGUAUGUGCAUAUUUAUUUAUUAUUUCAUCUCAGUUUUGCAUAGUUCAUUCUAGAAUUAAAUAUUUUUUGAUCCAG
Cottoperca gobio is the source of this 1592-nucleotide messenger RNA. RefSeq names its product LysM, putative peptidoglycan-binding, domain containing 1 (gene lysmd1). The coding region runs from base 350 to 1003 and encodes 217 amino acids. Lineage: Eukaryota; Metazoa; Chordata; Actinopteri; Perciformes; Bovichtidae. The transcript has 3 exons. The record is from RefSeq and is a predicted model, not a curated record.